Molecule: messenger RNA, 1444 nt
Organism: Tachysurus vachellii
Lineage: Eukaryota; Metazoa; Chordata; Actinopteri; Siluriformes; Bagridae
Exons: 3
Coding region: 469-1404 (311 amino acids)
Molecular function (GO): nucleic acid binding
Source: RefSeq, a predicted model, not a curated record
AACAGAAACAGAAAAAGACAAACACUGUAAUGUCUGGACGUGGAAGAGGACGAGCAAGGGGCCCAGGGAGAAGACCAGCUCCAGUGAGAGAUGCAGGGCCAGGGAGAGGUGCAGUGAGAGGUGCAGUAGGAGGUGCAGGUGCAGGAAGAGGAGCAGACCCAAGGAGAGGGCAAGGUAGAGGUGUAAGAAUGCGUGGUGGUGGCAUUCCAAGGGCUGCAAGAACAGUAGUCAGUGAUGAAAUUCGUGCCACUAUCAUUGACCAUGUAAUCAACCAUGGUCUCUCACUAAGAGAGGCUGGUGAAAGAGUCCAACCCAAUUUGAGGCGGUCAACGGUUGCCUCCAUUAUUCGCAUCUUUCAACAAACCAACAGGUAAGUAUUGCAUUUUACAUGGAUUGUUUCUAUUCUCACUUGACAUGUCAAUAAGGUCAUACAGUAAUGCAUAUGUUGAUUUUUUUCCCCUCUAAAGAAUGCAACGUCUUCCACCCUCUGGGGGAAGAGGAAAGCUCCUCAAUAAUGAUCAAGAGCUUGCCAUUGUAGAAAUGGUUGUUGCAAAUAAUGCAAUAAAACUGCAUGAAAUUAAAACUAGAAUUGUGGAGGACCAUGAGAUAUUUGGCAAUAUAGAAAGCAUCAGCCUCACAACCAUUACACGGACACUGUCCAAACACAGAGUGCGGAUGAAGCAGCUCUACACUGUUCCCUUUGAGAGGAACAGUGAGAGAGUCAAGGAGCUACGACGACAAUAUGUCCAGAGAGUUAUGGAAUUGAAGGCCAACCAGGCCCUUCAUGAAUUCAUUUACAUAGAUGAGGCAGGAUUCAAUCUAUCCAAAAGGCGUCGACGUGGACGAAAUAUAAUUGGAAAAAGGGCCACAGUUGAUGUGCCAGGACAGAGAGGGGCAAACAUUACCAUGUGUGCAGCAAUGGCAAAUGCAGGAUUACUCCUUCACAGAUGUCAGGUUGGACCCUAUAAUACCGAGCGCCUCCUUGCCUUUCUCAAUGAUCUCCACCUGCGCCUGGUACCAGAGCAGGAUCAGGAGGGUGAAAGCAUGAGGACCUUUGUAAUUACCUGGGACAAUGUUGCUUUCCAUCAUUCGCAAGCAAUAACAGCAUGGUUUGAAGUCCACCCAAGACUGGUAAGUCUCUUCCUUCCACCCUAUUCACCUUUCCUCAACCCCAUAGAGGAGUUCUUUUCUGCAUGGAGGUGGAAGGUUUAUGACCAUCAGCCACAUGACCAGAUGUCCCUCCUUGAAGCCAUGGAUGCUGGCUGCAGGGACAUCACAGUUCAAGAUUGCCAAGGGUGGAUCCGACAUACCAAGCGGUUUUAUCCCAGGUGCAUCGCCUUGGAUGAUAUCAGAUGUGAUGUUGACGAAAACAUGUGGCCUAACCCUGAAGAUCGCAGGGAUUAGAUACAUUAAUUUUGUGCUAUUUUUAGUUCCCCCUUCUUAU